UCGAUUUUCUUGUAUGCAUAGAUCCUUUUUGUGUCUGUAGUGAAAAUAAACCAUCUGGUGGAAACCGUACAAAAGGUGAGAUGGAUUCAAGGUUAUAUAGAGAGGCUUACUGGAAACAAUAUAUCUUGUAGAAACAUGCCAUGACCUCGUGUUUUGCUGGAGUAUAGCCCAGGAUGAGUUUUAUUCUAAGAAGAACCAGAAAAGAGGUACAAGGCUUUUUCCAUCCGAACUGUAUAGCGAUAAAAAAAAAUGCACUCGAUGACCUCAUCGUCUCGGCUGCCGAUUGGCGGAGUUCCGCCAGAACGCAUCUGUGCACACGUGACUCGCCUUUCUGGGAAUGUUCCUGGAAAGAGGAGCGCUGGUUUAUAGGGAAAAAUACGAAGCGCAGAAAAUCUCUGAUUCCCACACCGCCGAGGAUCAGCCUUCAGCGCAGAAAGAAUAUACGGGAUUGUAAAGACAAAGAAACGGUUACAAAUAGGACGUACCACUGGAGCAAUACAAUGAAAUCUCGGUGAAAGAAAUGCUCUGAAGAGGUGUCAAGUCAGAAUCCAACACACGAGAGCUGCCAACCUGCUUUUCCUUUGCUUUCACAGAAAGUGCGCUUAUUUCGAUGUAACACUGUCAGACUGGCCGAUACGCUGUUUAUGCUACUAGUCGGAAACUGAUUUUUGUUUUAAAUAGUGGGUAAGCAGCGAGUCAAGACUCGAUAUCAGUUAUGAUUUGGGAAUAAAUGAAACGGUCGCAGUUCCUUAAGAACUACACUAACUUUUAGCCUUUCGCUUCGGUCUUCACUCGUUCUCCGAGUGGAAGGGGUUAACCCAGCCGUUUUAAGGUGUAACUGGGACAAGCUGAAGAGUAGGCACUGGAGACUACGGUACUGCAGGGUUCCGAUCCAGAGCCCAUUGGUUUCUGCUGGCUGUGAACCGAGCGAGAUUUUGGAUGGGGCACACACAGUGCGUUUCGCAGACUCCAGAGGCUGACACAGAGACGCCGUGGGCCGCGGGAGAGAGAGCGGUCACCACCACCACCUCUCUUCGGCUCCCGCUUAAGCCCACCGUUGACUCUGGGAAGGCGAACCGUAUGAUCGUGCCCAGCCUGCUGCCGGAGAAAUCGCUCAUCCCCGUCCGUUUAAAGGACUCGGUAUCCGAACAACAGCGGGGAGAAACCACAGAGGAGCUCACUCGAGUGGAGAACGCCAUGUCUCACCUCCACGAGUCUGGCUGGUACUGGGGUUCCCUCACGGCGGCUCAAGCCAAGCAGGUGUUGAACGAUGCGCUGGAGGGCACCUUCCUGUUAAGAGACAGCUCGAACCCGGGCUACCUUCUCACCCUGUCUGUGAAGACCAGCCUCGGGCCCACCCACCUGCGCAUCGAGCACUCCGGGGGGGCCUUCGGCUUUGACUCCCUUGUUCUGACCCGGCCCAGGCUGAGGCAGUUUAGCGGGGUCGUGGACCUGGUCCAGCACUACGCCCUCAGCUGCCAACAAGGUACCCGGUCUGGGAGUGAACCCAAAUCUGAGACAAAGUCUUCAACACACCCCUCUCCUCCAGAGACCACUCUCCAGCUCAUCCUGACCAGGCCCCUGUAUAAGGCCCCCCCCAGUCUCCAGCACCUGUGUAGAAUAGUGAUCAACCAGAGGUCACCCAACGGCACAGACUUGCCUCUUCCUCGGAGGCUGAAGGAUUACUUGCAAGAAUACCCUUUUUUACUAUAGCAGAGGCAGGGUCUUCAUUAUGAACUCUUAAGUGUGUUUUUUUUAAAUCAACAUGGUUUUAAAAAGGCCCCAGCCCAAGUGGUUACCAGACUGCCGUGCGGCAAAUCGAUCAGUUGUAUUAGUCCAUUGCUAGUCUCUUUUAUUUGACAUAGAAGAAGAUUUUUCUACAAGUUUUACAAUUACCUGACUGGAAGUCACUGGGGUUAUGUGUACGCUUUCGUAAACUAAAAUCCCAGUUCCAUUCCUGAAAAUGACCAGUGGAGUGGUCCUUUAUGCCAGAGAACUGUAUCACAGGCCGAAAUCCACCGGCGCCAACCUCUUCACAAUUAAGUGCUGUGGGAAAGGAGCAGGUAGCAGACUGGAGUUCCUGUGACAAUCUAGGACAACGGUUCUCAUACUUUCUGGACUUUUCUUCAGGUCAGAUUACCGGGUGUUUUUCGUCGAAACCUUUCAUCAAGUUCAAGAAGCAGACAUCAGUUUUUUUCUGGGUUUUUGUUUUCCUCAAAACUGUCCACAGAUUGUUUGCUCCAGACCAAAACCCAGCAAUGAAAGUUUUACCAACACACUGCAGUGAGCCUGAUUAUCACUUAGAGCCUGCAGUGCAAGCAAGGAAGAACACAAAGAAGAGAUGAACAAAGUGGUUACAUAGGUAAUCCUACAUUCUCCGUUGUAUGAUGCCAGCUUCAUGUACAAGUCGUAGAUUGCAUGUUAGAAUUCCAUUUCCUGCUAUUAUCAUACAGAGUUCGAAGAUGAUCCUUAAGCUUGUCUUUACCAGGAUCUACUUCGAUAGAUUACAAUGUAAAUAAAGGACCUAUAAGUACCUAAGGGACCUAUAAGUCUGUCUUUGAAUAUUGUUAUUAUCUUAGUUUAAUAUUUCUGUAUUAAGAGUUUGCUUUUCAGUAUUGGACUUGGCAGUCAGGUUACACGGUGCAGUUCAAAGACACCUUCUCUAUGCCUUUUCCAUCGACUGGAAGAAAGAAGCCCAAUGUGUUCCAGGCUCACUUUCAUGUUUUGUUUUUUUUCCCAAUCGUGCUAAAAUGCCAGCGCUGACUGACCAACAGAUCCUUCAAAUGCACAGUCGCCCCCAGGGAUUUGGGAAAAGAACGCCGGAGCAGACUCCUAAAUAAUUGAAUUCCAUUUUUGAGUUUCUCUUGGAAGAAAGGGAGCAAAAAAAAAAAAAAGAAGAGAAGCCCAGAUGAAUGCAGCUGGCUUUCCGCGCUGGUGGAAUGCACGUGUGGGUGGACAUUCGGUGGACUGUGCAUCGCAAAAUCCUUUUAAGGCCAGCGCUGCCAGGCUCUGCCUUCAGUUUAGUAUACAAGCCUGCAUCCGGCACAAAGACGUUUUUGAAGGAAAAAGGAACCAAAUGAGUUCUUGAACUGCUAAGCGUCAGAGUAGGCACAAUGCCGUAUUCUGUUUUGCAGCUGUGCAUCUUUACACUGUAAAAGUCAUUGGAUAUCUACUAAUGUCACCUGGACUAGUGGGGCAGGUCACGGGGGGAGGGGGGCAGGGGGCUUUGUACAGAGAAACAUGCUUUGUUUAAAAUAAAUCUCCAUGGAAGCCCGUU
Lepisosteus oculatus (spotted gar) is the source of this 3277-nucleotide messenger RNA. Its product is annotated as suppressor of cytokine signaling 2. NCBI's taxonomy places the organism in Eukaryota, Metazoa, Chordata, Actinopteri, Semionotiformes, Lepisosteidae. Gene Ontology annotation, biological process: intracellular signal transduction; phosphatidylinositol phosphate biosynthetic process. The record is from RefSeq and is a predicted model, not a curated record. Gene Ontology annotation, cellular component: phosphatidylinositol 3-kinase complex. Gene Ontology annotation, molecular function: 1-phosphatidylinositol-3-kinase regulator activity.